Solea senegalensis (Senegalese sole) is the source of this 4774-nucleotide messenger RNA. RefSeq names its product Krueppel-like factor 15. Bases 353 to 2056 code for a protein of 567 amino acids. The record is from RefSeq and is a predicted model, not a curated record. Gene Ontology annotation, molecular function: DNA-binding transcription factor activity, RNA polymerase II-specific; RNA polymerase II cis-regulatory region sequence-specific DNA binding. Lineage: Eukaryota; Metazoa; Chordata; Actinopteri; Pleuronectiformes; Soleidae. The transcript is spliced from 3 exons. Gene Ontology annotation, biological process: regulation of transcription by RNA polymerase II.
GAACUACCAGCUCUUUGGAGAGCGAUAGAAAAAGAGAGAGUGAAUGACAGCGAGCUGCGCGCGCGCGCGUAUGUGUGUGUGUUUUAGAGAGAGAGAGAGACAGAGAGAGAGAGAGAGUGCAUGAUUGUGGAGGCCUACAGUUAUGCAAAGACCGUGCUGUGUUGUGUUGCCAUUACGCACGAUUACGCACUGACAGCUACUUUGGAGACAGCAGCUCUCGAAGCAGUGGAGCGGGAUUUUACACAUUUUCAGGAAGAAGAAAGAAGUUAUCAUUCGACAUUCACUUGAUUUCCAGUAGAACAGCUUGAUCUUGAGCGCAGACCAGAGUCAGCUGCCAUUGAUCCCAACAGGAAUGGUGGAUCACCUGCCACUUGGUGAGGAGACCUUCCUGUAUUACACCGGCUCCCUGGGGUCUGACUGCAACUGCCUCUGUCGCCACGCCAAUGGUGGUGUGUUGUCGGGCAUCAUGGUAACGGAUGCGUGCGGUUAUCACCACCACCACCACCACCACCACCCUUACCAAGGGUUGACGGUCUCCUCUCCUCGCCUCUCCGAGGAUGACCUCAGUGAUUCCUCCAGCCCUCGUUCUUCCCUCUGCUCGAGCCCAGAGUCCUCAUCACCAGCCUCCCGGCACAUUUUCAACUCUGGCUUUGAGAGCAGGGGCAGCAGGAGCAGCGGGAGCUACAGCUCCUCGUCAGGAGGAGAGAGUCAGGACAGCCUGCUGGACAUUCUUCUCUCACAGAACUCCCUUACCACCUCAUUAAAUCAUAAUGCCAGCAUCAGCAGCAGCUCUCUCGCUUCUAUUUCUUCCUCUCUGUAUGUCUCCUCAGCACCCUCCUCAUCUCUCACUGCCCCCCUUUUACCUAUGGGCCAGACCUGGGAGUCCAAGAGAGAGCAGCGACUGAGUCUCCUCCAGCAGCAGGACAAAGAGGACUGUUACGAGUUUCCCGUUUUCCUUGAUGAGUUGCAGGAUCCUACGGCGCUUCUCUUUCAGCCCACCCUGGAAGAGAUUGAGGAGUUCCUUGAGGAAAACAUGGUGGUGGCAAUGGAGAAAGAAGAGGAGGGGAGCGAUGAGGCAAUGUCACAAACAUCGGAGGAUGCUGAGGUUGAAGGUUCAAGGACAUUAGCAGGAGAAUUGGUGUCAGUGCCACAGAACUCAGAUCAGACUGUUCCCGUAGCCCACUCUCCAUAUUUGUCCCACACAGAGACCAAACAUUCACCAUGUGCUUCAGAAAUGGACAAUUCACUAUCAACAGUGGAUGCCAGUUGUAUAGCGAGUUGUAGUGCUUCUAGUUGUCAAGUUGAUGAGAUCAAACAGGAGGACUGUGGCUUAUCGCAGGCCUCAUCAGAGGGCACCAAUGGUCCCUCCAGUGUGCCUGUCAUCUUACAAAUCCAGCCAAUACAAAUCAAGCAAGAACCAAACCCCAGUGCCAUAUCUGACGCUGUCACCCAAGAAACCCAGCCACACAAAACUCAAUCUCAGUCAAACCAGUCCUCAUCGGAUAUCAAAAUUGCCCAGCUCCUGGUGAACAUCCAGGGGCAAACCUUCGCUUUGGUACCUCAGCUGCUUUCCCCGGCAAACAUCGGUUGCUCAAAUAAAAACAAAAAUGCUUCUUCGUCUAAAUUUGUGCGGAUUGCGCCCGUUCCUAUUGCUGCUAAACCCACUGGGCUUGGGGAAGGUGUGUUGGGUGGAGGUUCGGCUGUUGGGGUCCUCGCUGCAGCACAGAGGUACCAGAAGAGCGCAGUAGCAGACCUUAUUAAAAUGCACAAGUGUUCUUUUCCCGGCUGUAACAAGAUGUACACCAAGAGCAGCCAUCUUAAAGCCCAUCUGAGGAGACACACGGGCGAGAAGCCCUUCGCCUGCACGUGGCCCGGCUGUGGAUGGAGGUUCUCCCGGUCCGAUGAGCUGUCCCGGCACCGUCGCUCCCACUCGGGGGUGAAGCCGUACCAGUGCAUCGUGUGUGAGAAGAAGUUUGCCCGCAGUGAUCACCUGUCGAAACACCUCAAAGUCCACCGCUUUCCACGAAGCAGCAGGACAGGACGCUCUGCAAACUGACCCUCCUGACCCACUCUGACAGACUGACGCUAAGCAGGGGGUGGGGCGUGUGCGUGCGUGCGUGUGUGUGUGUGUGUGUGUGUGUGCGUGUGUGUGUGAGAGAGCGAGGACAGACAGAGGUGGAGGGUGAAAGUCCAAACGCCCUUUAAAGGAGUGUGUGCAGGGCCAUUUCUGCUUGUGUGUGUGUUUCUGUUCGCGUAUGUAUGCGUUGACGUACAUUCAUGGUACUGUGAUAAUUUAUUGGGUGGCGAGGAAAAGACUGUAAAAGCUGAACUAAAGCAGAAAAAAACUGUUACUUGACAUAACACCCUCACAGGUGGAAUAAGCUUCUUGUAUAUUACAACAUUUAUUUGUCUCGCUCAAAUCGUUAAUGGAAUUUGAAGAAAAUCGCUGUUCAGAGCCUGUUUCUUUUUUUAUCUUUUCUUUCCAACACGGAGGUGUGUGUUCGACUCAAAAGCCAUGUAGUAAGAGGUGUUGUGAGACUUGGGGUGGGAUAGGGAGGCACUACUAUUUAAAACCCUCGUUUUUUUCCCCCCUUUGUACUUGUUGUUCAAAAGUAAUAUUAGGAAUAAUGUAUCUCUCACUGGUUUAAAUUGUAUCUGUUGCCAGCAGCAAAAGCAUUAUAUUAAUAAGCCUUGUGAUCUACAAGAUGGCUUCACUUCUAUUUUGUUUGCAAACCUCCAAACUCGGCGUAGAGCCACUUCCUUGCUUUGUUUUGGUUUGACAUUGGGAUGAUGGGAUGUUGCCUGGGGCCCGCCAAUCAUCUUGAAAUGUCCCUUUCAUCAAUAGACGGCAGAGUAGACGAUGCAUCAACAUUCCUUCAGCUUUGAUUCGGUCUCUUUGUUGCCUUUGAGUAUUGUUAGUGAAUAAAAACCAACCCUGCGUAGUAACCUCAAACUCGAUCCCUGGAAGAACAAAGCUCAUCGAGGAAUUACCGCUCACCAACACGGAUCAUUGUAAUGUGUAAUUUGCACUGGUGAAUGUGAGAUGUCUCGCUUCAUUCACGUACAGUCCUGCCCUCUUGGUCUCAUCUGGUGGAAGAAGGGGACUGUUUAUCAGAAUGGUUGUCGUUUUUAUGGCCCUCUGUUUAUUUUUGGAUGAAAACAGACUUGGGUUGCAGCUAAAUCUGAUGGCAAUCUGCAAAAGAUUUCAAGCUCACUUUGAAAACAAGCAUACGUAGAAGCAAGUCUGCUGCUCCGCUUUCGACUUGUGAUGAAUUGCAUUUGUUCUCAAGUUUUGUGCUGUUAUGUGAGGCCUAAUCAUGUAUUGCUUAAUGUCCCAUAAAAAUGAUCAUACACGACAGUAAUUUAAUAUGAAAAGACACAGAACGUUUGGUAACUGUAUGGGUCAAACUGCCAAAUCAAGUUUUUUUUCCCCUUUUCUUGCCACGUAUUAAUUCUGCUUCAGUUUUCUAUUAAAAAGACAUAAUGUUCUGAUUGAAAUGAACUGGAAUUCAUUUUAGUCCUUAUUGCCCAUUCAGAGAGAUGAGAAGUAAGUUUGUUUACACCGCCAUGAUGGCAGGAAAGGGCUCUGCUAAGUGCCGGUUUUAACGUGUCACGGUUCACUGUGCACUUUAAAACCACGGAGAUCGAGCCACGGAUCACACAACUUAACAAACUUACUAUAACUAUGGUACUAUAUUAUAUAAGUAUAGAAACAGCCAGAGUGGACAUUAUUAAAGGAACUGCAGUAUCUAGGCAAAUUCAACUUUCUGAUAAACUUUCCCCUCUUCCAAUUAAAAAGUGUUGGAUUCUCAACCUGUUAUGAAGUAAUCACGACACAAGCAAAAUGCAUUGUCUUUGUGUUUCCCAGGCUCAUUUAAUGGUGGUGAUAAAAUAACUCUGUCGCCCCUUGUUAUCCUCACAGCUAUCCACCAUUUUCCCAUAGAAGCUGCCUGACAUAUCGCCUGGAAUAUAUGCUGCAGAUUAGACUGGAUUUGAAAUGGAUUCCUGCCAAAAUGGCGUUGUUUUGAGUCUGACUGUUGCAUGGUGGGACAUAGUGAGACAGUUAGUGGGAAAUAGUAAGUGUUUUUGUAUGUAAAGGGAGCACAAAUGAGCCUGACGUAACAUUUGAAGUAGAGUCAGCAAAUAUGUUAGCUCACAUUAGCCACCAAAGGCUACUGGUCACGCCAGAAUUCAGUGAAAAACUGUUUUAAUUCUUAUGAAUUAUAAGCUUGAUUUUCAAAAGACAGUGGCCUUUUUUUAAAAAAAAAAAAAAUCUAUGUAGACUCACUUUAAUAUAUGGAAUGUUUUGCACCUACUGUAUCCUAGAGGGGGAGUUUGCGCCCAGUGAAGCCUGGUCUCAUGCAAUUAUGCAAUUCCACAUAUUAAUUUCAGGAGCUGAAGAAUGAUAUUAAAUGAUUUACAUAUCAAAUUUAACUUGAAUUGUUUAUGCUUGUUACCUAUGUGUUGUUGCGACUGGAAUUGUAAGCCAUUACAGCAUUCAUAAGGGAUUGCUCUCAUUGUCUCUGCUCUUACGCUAACAAUAAUAACAAUAACACUUAAUGCAGCAUAUUACUGAGAGGAAAGGAAAUGAUUAGUCAUCCAAACUCACCAAUAUCUGCCCAUGUUCUUGGAACAUACCAGUUAUCUUGCCUUUGUCUUGUACUGUAAGGAAACAGUGAGUGUUUUUCUCUUUUCUAUCAUUUUUUUUGCCUUUGUAUUGAUAUGUAUAGAUUUGAUUAUGUGACUCUGCAUCUGAGUUGAAUGAAACAAAGGG